GAAAACCUUAGUGAAUUUGAGUUUUUGAUAUCAAUUGUUAUUUGGUAUCAAAUAUUAAACCAGGUAAAUAUAGUGAGCAAGAAGCUACAAUCAAAGGAUAUGCAUCUUGAUAUUGCUAUUAAAGAGAUAAAUGGAUUGAUUGACUACUUCAAGGGUUAUAGAGAAACUGGUUAUUCAAAAGCAAUUGAUGAAGCAAAGGAGAUAGCUGCUGAAAUGGAUAUACCUCCGAUAUUUCCAGAAAAGCGUUUGAUUCGAAAGAAAAAAAGAGUUGAUGAGAGUUCAAGUAGUGAAGAGGUUUCAUUUACAAAUGAAGAGAAUUUCAGAGUCAAUUUCUUCUCUUAUGUUGUGGAUAAAGCCAUAUCUUAUCUUAAGAUGAGAAUUGAACCAUUCAAAGACUAUGAGAGAUUAUUUGGGUUUUUGUUUCCACAUAAGUUGAGUGGAAGUGAAGAAAAAGAGCUUAAGUUGUUUUGCCAUCAAUUUGAAAAUGCUCUCAAGUUUGAAGAAAGAUCGGAUAUUGAUGCCGAAGAGCUUUACAUGGAGUUGAAAUCAUUCAACACAUUACAAACCAGUGAAUUUAGCAAUCCCAUAGAUGUUUUGAAGCAUUUAAAAGAACUUGGUUGUUACCAGAAUGCCUGCAUUGCAUAUAGAAUUUUGUUGACUGUUCCAGUAACGGUGGAAUCUGCACAGAGAAGUUUUUCCAAAUUGAAGCUCUUGAAAUCUUACUUACGGUCUACAAUGUCCCAAGAUAGACUUAGUGGAUUGGCGGUAAUAGCUAUCGAGAAUGAAAUCUUAGAGAGCAUAGACUGUGAAGAUGUGAUCAACCAGUUCGCUCUCAAGAAUGCAAGGAGAACUUCUCGAAUCCUCAGCUAGCUUUUACGGGCGUGGAAUUGCCGGAGAAGUUGGUUGAGGGAUCUCAUCCGGUGCUUGAAACUAAGGUCGAUGUUGUAAAAGGCGAGAAAUCCGAGACUCCGGUGAAUCCAAGUAAUGAAGCAAAAAACAAAGUCGAUGUGACAAGUGAUAAAGCAAAACGGAAAAAGGAGGUUGAGGAGAAGUUGGAGGUUUUAAAUGACAAGAAACACAAUUCUGUGAAUCAUAUCAUCACGAGUGAUAUAUAAGAAAAUGAUCUUACCUUG
Messenger RNA from Cuscuta campestris, 1133 nucleotides. The record is from the annotation of a GenBank genome assembly. Lineage: Eukaryota; Viridiplantae; Streptophyta; Magnoliopsida; Solanales; Convolvulaceae.